This is a messenger RNA of Serpula lacrymans var. lacrymans S7.9, 1767 nucleotides long. RefSeq lists its product as uncharacterized. The transcript has 2 exons. The record is from RefSeq and is a predicted model, not a curated record. The coding region runs from base 201 to 1433 and encodes 410 amino acids. NCBI's taxonomy places the organism in Eukaryota, Fungi, Basidiomycota, Agaricomycetes, Boletales, Serpulaceae.
GCGGCCGCUGGUUGCAAAACCAAACAUUAAACCAUCAUCGCCGUUGUUUUCUGUCUUUCCUACAUCUUUUCUUUCCGUUCUAUUUCUCAUUCCCCGCCCUUUUUCGUUCCCCUGUCUUUUUAUUCUUUUCUCCUUUUCCUUCCUGGUGCUGGGUCACCCUAAUUCUGCAAACGUGCUCACUUCAUAACAUAUCCUUCCUCAUGCAGCCCGCCAUCUCUCCUAAACCCAUCCCCGCCAUCUCCAUCUCUCUCGCCCCCCCUCAGGACCCAAUAGUCGAACCUUUCUCUCCUUUUCAAUUUGCAAAAGCAGACCAAGAUGAUGGCUAUAGGCCUCAGCAUCUCACGCCUCCCCCAACAUCCGCUGACACAAGGUUUCCCAGGCAGUCGUCUCCCCUUCGUCCUCAGGAUUGUCAGCCCAGUGGAAAGGGUCUUGAAAGUGGACGUUUCAACGAUAUGUUGAAAGCAACUCGCGAAAGGCAGUCUGUGAUCGGCACGAGGAAAGUGCCUGACCUGCGUAAAGAACUUGCUAUUAAGAACCACAGGAGCAAGCAAGUCGAACGCCGUGCUCUUUUCCUCUCAAAGAUCCAGGCCCCUCCAUCGCCGACAGCAGUCUACACUCCCAAGACUCCUCCCGAAUCUCCCUCCCUUCUCCACUACACAAUGCCAUCCCCUGGGCUCAGCUCGCCUCUCUCAUUAUUCGAGUGUGCUACGGAAGAUAAUCAGUGUUUGAGUGGUGAAUACCAGCAAUUACAUGAUGCGUGGGUUGAACAAGUAGACUUCCGUUUGCCUAGAGAUGCUCAAUCCAAAUCGGCUUUGAAAACCAGGACAAACAAGUCAACUGUGGUUCAAACCAAAUCCACGAAAUCUGCUGCACGCCUUCCUUCUCUGGACUACAUCACGGCCCGUAUGGGCAUCCGCGGUGUUAUCCAAAACCCCGUAUCUAAAGUAGAUGAGCCUCUGCGUUCAUCUCGGUUACCUGCUUUCCUGCAGUCUAGAGCUGCCCCAGAAGUUACGCAUGGGAACCAGGACGCGAGGCCCCAGCUCUCUGUUGGUAGGCUGCAUAUGCCGCUUAGGACUCCGUCCCCGAUUAUUGGAAAGAACAUUGCUGAUGCUAAACCAUCGGUGCCCCCACCCGCUUCGCCAAGGGCGCCUUUGACGCCUAAACUCGAGGUCACUACUAUGGUAGUUCCCCGUACUUGUAAUUCGUCGCCUGUUGCUCUCUCUGAGACUAACCUUCACGCCUUUGGUCGCGCAUACGCCGCGAGAGACAUGCUAUCUACUAUCAGGCGUCGUUCUCCGCCCCCAUGCGGAGAGAUGGACAGGAAUGACGAGGAAGAACGGAAAGUCAGGAGACAUAGCUCUCCUGCCGAACUUCCAAAGAGGACACGGUUAGGAUUCGAACACGCGGUGCUCGCAUUACCUGGAGGCUUUUGAAGCAGUCUUGUUUCCUGGGCCUCUUACUCUUUUCCUUUUGGUUGUGACUUUGACGAUUUCACUGGUGGAAUUGUCACAUCUUGACUUAUUAUUUUUCUUUUUGACUUUUGGCUUCUUGUCUUUUUCCUAAUCCUUUUUCUUUCGUUCUGCUGAUAUAUUUGCCUUGGACUUUUUUCUUGAAAAAGGCACAUAUUACUCCUAGGACCGCAGUCUUAUGCAUGACACUCUUUUAAACACACAACCUAUCUUUUAAUACCGUCUUUCCUUGAGCAGACAAUGUAGCACAAAGUCAAAACUCGCAUAUGCGAGAAAUAAGUCCACGAUCGAUAUCUCC